This is a messenger RNA of Perca fluviatilis (European perch), 1654 nucleotides long. It is a transcript of the gene tubd1, whose product is annotated as tubulin, delta 1. Gene Ontology annotation, molecular function: structural constituent of cytoskeleton; GTP binding. Gene Ontology annotation, biological process: microtubule cytoskeleton organization; mitotic cell cycle. Lineage: Eukaryota; Metazoa; Chordata; Actinopteri; Perciformes; Percidae. The transcript has 8 exons. Gene Ontology annotation, cellular component: cytoplasm; microtubule. The coding region runs from base 261 to 1592 and encodes 443 amino acids. The record is from RefSeq and is a predicted model, not a curated record.
UUGGGCCGGAAGCGCCAUACGUCUCGUGGCGGCAGAUAGUAUAGACUUUUUUUGCUUUUCUUUUACUGUCUUUGAUAGACAGACAGUACGGACACCGCCACCUGCCUACGCUAUUAAACAACAAGAUGCUGCCAGCUCCGGGAACUCUGCCAUGACCAUGAGACGUUUCACUCCCAGCGACUGGAUGUUCACAUGCCCUGACCUGAUCGGAAGACUAUCGAUCCUCCUGGAAAGUCUCCACUCUUCACACCUGGGUGAACAUGUCCAUAGUAACAGUUCAGCUUGGUCAGUGCGGUAACCAAGUGGGUCACGAGCUGUUUGAUAUCAUCUGCAGCGAUGCUCUGGAGGGACAGAGGAAAGUGUACAGCACAGCCAGCUGUGAGCGAUUCUUCCACCAAACUACACAUGGAGAGCUUGUAGCCAGGGCGGUGCUGAUUGACAUGGAGCCCAAAGUGAUCAACCAGAGUAUCAGCAGGGCUGCAAAAUCUGGCAGGUGGAGGUAUGGAGAGUCUUCACACUUCAGCCAGAAGCAGGGCUCUGGAAACAACUGGGCUAAUGGGUACUGUGUCCACGGGCCUCGCCACAGAGCCGUGGUGGAGGAGCUGGUGAGGCGAGAGGUGGAGCGCUGUGACAGACUGGCUGGACUCAUGGCCAUGAUGAGUGUGGCGGGGGGAACGGGUUCCGGGGUUGGUACUUAUGCUACUCAGUGUCUCCGAGACAUCUACCCCAAGUCCUUUAUCCUCAACCACCUGACCUGGCCGUACGGGACUGGGGAGGUCAUUGUCCAGAACUACAACUCUGUGCUGACGCUGGCUCAUCUCUACCAGCUGUCAGACGCUAUCCUGGUGCAUGAGAACGACACAGUGCACAGGAUCUGCAGUCAGCUGCUCAACAUCAAACACAUUUCCUUCGGUGAUGUCAACGGGGUGAUCGCUCACCAGCUGGGCAGCAUCCUGCAGCCCGCGCUCACUGCUGACUCCCACGGAGUCUACAGCAGAAAUCCUCUGGGUGAGUUGGUGAGCGCCCUCACGUGCCACCCAGAGUACAAGUUGCUUAGUGUGUGCACGAUCCCUCAGAUGCCUAGUUCCUCCAUGGCCUACAGCACGUUCAGCUGGCCAAGCCUGCUCAAACACCUACGACAGAUGCUCAUCUCCAACACCAAGAUGGAGGAAGGUAUAGACUGGCAGGUGCGUCCACCGGCCGGCUCUGAGCGGACCAGGAGUUUCACAGGACCCAGCUUUAACACCUCUCUGGCCAAUCUGCUCAUACUGAGAGGGAAAGAGGUCUACAGCGCAGAAACAGGUGGCUUUGAGGACCCGGCCCUGUACACCUCCUGGCUCUCAUCAGAAGAAGCUUUCAACUUGUGGAAAUCCCCAGUGCCUUUCAAUAAGUAUGAAAAAUGUGCUACGCUGGUCAGUAACAGUCAGGCUCUGCUCAGACCUCUGGAUAACAUGGUGGGAAAAGCCUGGAAUAUGUUUGCGUCCAGGGCCUACAUCCAUCAGUACGUUAAAUUUGGGAUCUCAGAGGAGGACUUUCUAGACAGCUUUACAUCUCUUGAGCAAGUCAUCUCCAGCUACGGUCAACUGAGCUAGAAAUGGGAAAAACUAAUGAGCACCACCUGGCCUUCGGACUGCAUGUAGAUAUACGAGAAUAU